Messenger RNA from Mizuhopecten yessoensis (Yesso scallop), 1449 nucleotides. RefSeq lists its product as uncharacterized. The transcript has 5 exons. Bases 1 to 627 code for a protein of 208 amino acids. The record is from RefSeq and is a predicted model, not a curated record. NCBI's taxonomy places the organism in Eukaryota, Metazoa, Mollusca, Bivalvia, Pectinida, Pectinidae.
AUGACUGAAAUUGAUGAAGAAAUUGAUGUGAAAAAUAGAGUUAUGAUCGAGAAAAAGCUCGGGAGCGAACAGGAUGGAACCAAGAAGGAAAUCCCUACAGGAUGGUCCGACAGACUUGGUCUCACUCACUCAAGCCCUGUAAGAGCAUCCAGACCCUCUCCUCUUCCUACAUUGGCAUUACCAAGAAGGGACGCUGCCAAUAGAUCAAUAGAGCAGUCCUCAUGCAGACACAUACCAGAGGGCACUUCAGCAUAUCCAAUGUCAACGGCAAAAUUUCUGAAGAAAGUUAUGACCAUGUUAGCAAACAUCCGAGUAGAACUGCGUGAGCAACGGGAGGGAAAAGAAAUGGCCAUAUCAGACCUUCAAACAAUUCCCUUUCAGACGCGAAGCAUCGAUGAAUUACAGAGGAUCGAUGACACAUUGAAAAGUCCAGAAGACUGUUUGAAAAUGACUAUGGCCCUUGCAUGUGUUGGUGGAAGCAGCAUCAAUGAAAAUGCCAGAAAAAUCCUCCAGAAAUGCUGUAGUACGUACUAUGCGAUGCACAGAAACUACAGCAGAAACAGCCAUGUAUGUAGCCUUGAAGUAUGCCCCAGACAGGAUAGGAGGUGGUGGAAGGAAGAAGGCUGAUGGGGAACUGCUUUCCUAAUACACACAUUGUCAUGACACUGAAAUAUAUUGUCUUUGUUGCUUGAUUGAAUCAACUUUAUUACGUAAAUUUAUGCAACAAGAAAUUUUGAUUUAGGAUAACAUAACGUCACAACAAUGUUGUAUAAACGUUACAUAAACGUUGCAUAUAUGUUAUAUAACGUCAUAUCACAACGUCGGGAAAGACGUUCAUAAAAAAUUCACUGACAACCUUACCACAACCAGAAACCGACCUUUUGGCAACGUUGCAUCAACGUCAUGUGCCCACUGGGAUAACACUAUUUAUGACCAUGUAUGUUGCAUUUAUACCGAGGAUAAUAUUUUGUAGCAUUUAUUUUUGUUCUCUUGCUCUCUCUCCGUUUACCUUUUGACUGCAAAGUCAGGCCUUGAAAAUUCAGUUCAGGUCUUGAAUUCGGUUUAAUAUAAUCUUUAUGAAUCCUAGUGUGAAAGAGCGAUAACUUUGACCAGGGGGAGAGUCGGACAGGGAGAGGUCAGAAAGUCUAAUUAAUGAGUUAUGUCAGUGCCGCGGCUGUGUGGAGGUCGUGUCAGGAGAGGUUAUCUGAUAAUUAGAUUGUUUUAGGGUUAGAUGGUGAUUAUGAAUGAAGGAACGUGUUGAAAUGCUAUUAAAAUGAGAAAUGUUAUAGUCUGAGAGUCAGGGAGCGAGCUGUUGAGAAUCAACAGGUAUUGGGUUUGAUCAGAAAGGGGGCGUAGAAAAAGGUUAGUAUGCUUGUGUGUAGCCAGGUGGUAGUUGUGGUACGAACGUUGGAGUGCCAACAUGUGAGCAGUGAAAGUGUAGCGUAAAUA